UAUUAGACCGGAUAUCGUACGGAAACACGGGUUAAAGUCUGUCUGUUUGUUUGGCAAAAUGUUUUGGACAUUUAUAAUAUUUACGUUUGUGAUAAUACUUUUUAUGUAUGUUGCAGGACGUUUGAAGCCCAGAGCUACUUCUCUUGCUGAAAAACAUGUUGUAGUGACAGGUGGUUCUAGUGGUAUUGGGAAAGCUAUAGCUGUGUUGGCAGCUCAACAAGGAGCUAAUGUAACAAUCUUGGCUCGUAACAAGCUGCGAUUAGAAGAAGCAAAAACAGAAAUACAACAACAUCUGCAACCAUCGAGGAAAGUUCAGAGUUAUUCAGUAGAUUUAUCUAGUAAUUUUGAGGAUGUUAAAAAAUGCAUUUUGGAGGCAGAAGAAAAGCAUGGUCCAGUUUUUAUGUUGGUCAACUCAGCUGGUUCUUCAGUGAGUCGUGCAUUUCAGGAUCUAGAUGCAGAAGAUUUCAAGGUAAAACAUCUUUGCUAAAUUCUUAGAAAACUU
Molecule: messenger RNA, 502 nt
Organism: Mercenaria mercenaria
Lineage: Eukaryota; Metazoa; Mollusca; Bivalvia; Venerida; Veneridae
Product: 3-ketodihydrosphingosine reductase-like
Exons: 4
Coding region: 59-487 (142 amino acids)
Biological process (GO): sphingolipid biosynthetic process
Cellular component (GO): endoplasmic reticulum membrane
Molecular function (GO): 3-dehydrosphinganine reductase activity
Source: RefSeq, a predicted model, not a curated record